This is a messenger RNA of Arachis stenosperma, 3830 nucleotides long. RefSeq lists its product as uncharacterized. NCBI's taxonomy places the organism in Eukaryota, Viridiplantae, Streptophyta, Magnoliopsida, Fabales, Fabaceae. The transcript has 6 exons. The coding region runs from base 106 to 1689 and encodes 527 amino acids. The record is from RefSeq and is a predicted model, not a curated record.
UGAAAACUCUAUUUUUUCUCUUUUGGCCCUAUUUCUAGGGAUUUUUCUUCUAUUCUUUGUGACUAUAUCUAACUCUAUCUAGUUCUUGAUACAAUUUCGUAUCAAAUGGUGCUUUCAUUGAGAGCCAUGUCAAAUUCCCAUGAUGACGCAAUUUGGGAUCAGAUUCAAACUAGCUUAGAAAGCUUGAAUUCAGAUUAUGAAAAACGAUCCAAGAUACUUGCAGAAAUUCAGGCAACUUGCACCAAAAUAUGUGCUACCUUGAACAAUCAUCAACGACUCCAGCAGCCUCCAAUUUUCCAGUUUCAGGCCAAAUCAAACUCAGAAUUCCCACUCCUCAGCAACAAUUCAACAAAGCUAGCAACAGAAAAUUCAAUAAUCACGGAUCUCCGAUUUUGGAAUUCAGAUCCAGAAUAUCAAAUUGCAGAAUUAGAGUCUACAACAGCGAAAGCUUCAGAAUCAGCAAGGAAUCCAGAAAUUACAGAAGAAGUUCACAUCAAAGGAGAAGAAGGAGACUCAUCAGAUUUCAAGUUUACAUUUCAACCUCAACAACAAACAAAAUCAACACAGGUGGCAGAUCGAGCAAUAAUUCAGCAUUCAUCUUUGUCUAUUUGUAAUUACUACGAUGCAGUAUCACCAUUUCAGCAACAACAACAAACUUCUUGUCUAAAUUCAACUCUCAUAGAUGCAGAAAACGAAGAAGAAGCAACAGAUUUGGCUGAAGUAGAAGAAUUAGCUUUCAAUUUUGAAUUUCAACCAGUAGAAUCAACAGCCAUUUCAGUUCAAGCAGGAUUCCAGAAUUCAAUUCCAGAACUGCAAUCAAAAUUACCUAUCAUUCCAGAACAUACAAGAGAAGAACACCUAGAUCUACAUUUGGCGCAUUUGGAGGAAACGGCUCUGGCCGAGGAAAAAGUUGUCAUCCAGGGCGGCGGAUCAGCAGUGGAGGAAUUGAAUCGCCCACCGCCAAAGCCACCUUACUCGCUUACAAAGGCGGCGGUUGGCCCGGCGACAGCAACUGGCGCUGGCAAAACUGCGGUUCUACCUCGAGCCAGCGGCGCCAUCGCAAAGGUGGAGGGAAAUGACAUCGUGCAUGAAGGAGGCCGCUGGGCCCAGAGCAGCGAGAACGACGAUUCUACUACUUCUGCGCCCACUAGAGGCAGAGAUCUCCAAGCUUGUGGGUUCCGUUGUGUUUCUCCUCUUGUGGCACGCCCACCGAAGCUCCUGGUGGCGGUCUUCCCUUGGGAUCGAGGCGGAGGACGACACAUCGACGAUUGGCAGUGGCGAGCGGCGGUUUUGGCAAGUGGCAGAGGGAACACCACAGCGAGCGGUGCUGGCGCGGCUUUAAUCCUGCACGGCGGUAGUGACGCCGAGGAUGGCGCCCUCGCGAGGGGACAGCGAACACUCUUGAAGGCCUUGGUUGGUGGAGCAGCGACGGGUAAAGGCCGAGAUCUCCACUCUCGGUGGUUCAGUUGCGGACUUCCGAUGGCGGCUAUACCAUCACCGCUCAUGGCGGCAUCGUUUCCCUGGGAUCGUGCUGUACCAGCGACAAGCCUCGAGUUCUCCAGCGGUGGCCAUAUUGAUGGCGGCACACGCGGUUGUUGGCUCGUUUCGCAGUGGGCGGCGCGCGAGGAAGGAGCAAGGAAGAAGCGCGAGGUGGUGACAGAAGGGGAAAAGUCCUGGCGGCGCCGGUAACCACAACCCCUGCUCCAGUGGCGGCGUGUUUGGGCGGCAAAGGAGGGGCUCACCGUGUUGGAGGAAGGUUCUGGAAGGAGGUUGAAGGUGAAUCCCUAUGUUUUGGAAUCCUGGGCUUAACUAUAUUUGAUUUGGGCCCAAUCUCUAAUGCAGCACAGAAUUUUGUUAAUUUGAAACACAGCAUUAACUCCAUUUCCAUCACGCACACUUCGUGAAACACAAACGCAAUGAAACACGUGUGCAAAAAAGCUAAGAGCUCAGUUGCGGACUUCCGAUGGCGGCUAUACCACCACCGCUCAUGGCGGCAUCGUUUCCCUGGGAUCGUGCUGUACCAGCGACAAGCCUCGAGUUCUCCAGCGGUGGCCAUAUUGAUGGCGGCACACGCGGUUGUUGGCUCGUUUCGCAGUGGGUGGCGCGCGAGGAAGGAGCAAGGAAGAAGCGCGAGGUGGUGACAGAAGGGGAAAAAGUCCUGGCGGCGCCGGUAACCACAACCCCUGCUCCAGUGGCGGCGUGUUUGGGCGGCAAAGGAGGGGCUUACCGUGCUGGAGGAAGGUUCUGGAAAGAGGUUGAAGGUGAAUCCUUAUGUUUUGGAAUCCUGGGCUUAACUAUAUUUGAUUUCGGCCCAAUCUCUAAUGCAGCACAGAAUUUUGUUAAUUUGAACACAGCAUUAACUCCAUUUCCAUCACGCACACUUCGUGAAACACAAACGCAAUGAAACACGUGUGCAAAAGAGCUAAGAGCUCAGUUAGUCAGCACACACUUUCCGUUUUCUGUUGUUAACUUCGAGUUCCGUUGUGCCGUGCUGUAUAUAUACUCAUACUUGUAAUAAUCCAAGGUCCCCACAGUUCCCCAACCUCUCCGCGCAUCUUCUCAUUCAAAUCACCACUUUUGUGAUACUUUCCUAUUCAAAUGCUACCGCCACAGCCUCCUCCUCCUCUUCCUCCCCCUCCGCCUCCUCCUCCUCCUCCUCCCCCUCCGCCUCCUCCGUUUGAAUGUGCUUUGUGUGGGAAAUCUUUUCCCCAAAAAAGAAGUUUAGAGGACCAUUGGAGAACCAAGAAGCUUUCAAAGUACAGACACAUCUGCGCGUACUGCAUUAACAGGUUUGAAACGAAAGCCUCCUUAAAACAACACCUCUGUGAGUGCGUUCAUUUCCUCCUCCACCACCAGAAUCAGUGACGCUUUGCGUCACUCCUAAAUUAUUUUUUGUUCAAUGACCUGGCUAUUGGCAUCUAUGGAUACAAUCUUCAAAAACAAGAUUGUGCACUGCAAAUUCUUCUAUGAGAUGUGGGAUACUAUUCUUGAAUUCUUUAUAACAUCAUCAAGGGCAAGAAUUCAGAAGAAAAUUGAGAAUCAAGGAAAGCAUCUUUGUUCAGUGGUAUAUGACUCGCCGCCACCAGAAACUCGAACAAGGCAGGUGUGGACUCUUAAUUACCUAAGUUUUAAUUUCCCUGUUGCCUUUCACUUGUUUCAUGGAAAUCUGAUAUUUGAAUUUAAAGUUUUACUCUCUCUUUUCAUACAAAAAUUUAUGCUAUUUGUUUCCUUAUUUCGAAAACUUCACGUGUGUCAAUAAUUGACAAUAAAUAUCAUGCUAACCAAAAUCAGUUGUGGUCCAGUGUUAUUUAUAAUGGAUUGUAUUUGGAUGCCAACCCUUAAGGAUUUUCUGAGUUGAAAUUUUAAUUAGGACUUCAUGCAAGCAUGUUCAAUGAUGCAACAAGUGAGUUUGAUGUUCUAGUGGCCAGUGAUGCCAUUGGAAUGGGUCUUAAUUUAAAAUAUCUAGGAUCAUAUUUUCAACGUUGAAGAAGUUUGAUGGUUUUGAAUUUUGGGACUUGACACUACCUGAAAUAAAACAGAUUGCAGGGUUUUUGCAUGCAUAUUAUUGAAGGGAGAGCUGGUAGAUAUGGGUCAAAUUUUCCUGUUGGAGAAGUAACAUGCAUAGAUGCAGAGGAUCUACCCUUGCAAACGAUGAUGGGUCAAAUUUUAUAAUAUUGGUAGAUAUGGGUCAAAUUUUCCUAUAGUAUUUUUAAAAACGAUGAUGAUAAUUAGUAGUUACGACUUAGACUAGUAUUAUGGUAUUUUGCAAUGAUGAUAUAAUGUGAUUGUGGAUCUUACAUAAUACUUUAUAAAUCAAAUUUGAUGGUAAA